Anguilla anguilla (European eel) is the source of this 7374-nucleotide messenger RNA. RefSeq names its product syntaxin-binding protein 5-like. The record is from RefSeq and is a predicted model, not a curated record. Gene Ontology annotation, biological process: regulation of protein secretion; regulation of exocytosis. Gene Ontology annotation, molecular function: GTPase activator activity; myosin II binding; syntaxin binding. The transcript has 30 exons. Gene Ontology annotation, cellular component: plasma membrane; cytoplasm; SNARE complex. Lineage: Eukaryota; Metazoa; Chordata; Actinopteri; Anguilliformes; Anguillidae. The coding region runs from base 857 to 4660 and encodes 1267 amino acids.
GACUGGAGUUUUUCUAAUUUGCCCAAUCGGAGCGUGGAAAGGGCGGGGAGUCUAGAAACGAGUAUAGAGGCGGAGCACAGGCGUUAGAUUUCAGUACCGUGGACAGCGCCUCGCACUUUACUGCAAGAAAUGUGAAUCCGGAGAUUUUUUGUUUACUCUGGACCUACCCCCUUCGACAUGAAAACAAAAUUGAAUGCGCGAAUUCUAAAACUUCCUUCUUCGACGUGUGCGAUUUAUUUUUGUUUUUGAGCGACGGAAACAAGCUUUCUGGAGCUGCAGUUUGUAUGUGUGUGCGUGUAUGUCUAUGGGUGUGAUUAUCAAAUAACCCUGAGCGAAACAUAAAGGAUUAAUUAAGUUAAGCUUUAAAACCUUUUUCAACAGUUUAAGGAAUGUUGCUAUCAGAUAAUCGCUUCUCAUAGCGUUCACCUACGAAAUCCUCUUCAUUGCGUUAUUUAUGUGGUUUUAAAAAGGCGCAUUAUCAUGCAGUUAAAAACAUAAAGUUUCUCAACCUCGAACCUGCAGUGCAUUAGAAUGUAUCUAUAAAAUACGUAUAUAUUUCAAUUUUUCGUUUUAUUUUGAAUAAUCCCCCGGUAACCGCUGCCUUAUGGACCUAGAUUGUUUUGAUGACAUAACCCUCCUGAAAAAGAUGAAGUCUCUCCACUACUUUUUGAAUUGUGCUUGGAAGCGUAGGGGAGCGUAGUGGCGCGAGGAUCUGCAGGCGAAGCGCGUUUUACUCUCGGGAGACUCUCCUGAAUUUGCCGGUCUCCUCGCCAAUGUAAUUUAUUUUUGACCCAAGACGAAUUUUAUCUAGAUUUAUUUUAUUUUUAAAAAUAUUUUUUUGUAUACCCCUUCCAAAAUGAAGAAGUUUCGGAAGGUUUUGGACGGACUGACAACCUCCUCCCCAGGCAGUACCGGCGGAACCCCGCUGUCCGGCAGCACAGCCGGUACGCCAACCGCAAUGCCAUCUCCCAGAGAAAUAGAAGUACAGGAGACGUUAGUAUCUGAAAACUUUCAUAUUUGUAAGACGGUUCGUCACGGCUUCCCGUACCAGCCCACUGCCCUGGCGUUCGACCCGGUCCAGAAGAUCCUGGCCAUGGGGUCUCGGUCUGGCGGCGUGCGAAUACUGGGACGCCCUGGCGUGGACUGCUACUGCCAGCAUGACAGCGGAGCGGCCGUCCUGCAGCUGCAGUUCCUCAUUAACGAGGGGGCGCUAGUCACGGCCUGUGCAGAUGACACACUUCACCUGUGGAACCUGAGACAGAAACGGCCAGCUGUGCUGCACUCUCUCAAAUUCAACCGAGAACGCAUUACAUUCUGCCACUUGCCCUUCCAGAGUAAAUGGCUCUAUGUGGGCACGGAGCGAGGGAACACGCACAUGGUCAACGUCGAGUCCUUCGUCCUGUCCGGAUACGUCAUCAUGUGGAAUAAGGCCAUUGAACUAUCGACCAAAACUCACCCCGGUCCGGUGGUCCAUUUGAGCGACAGCCCGAAAGACGAGGGGAGGCUGCUGAUUGGCUUCGAGAGCGGCACGGUGGUGCAGUGGGAUCUCCGGCUGAAGAAGGCCGAUUUCAGAAUCUACUACGAUGAGGCCAUCCACUCGGUCAGCUGGCACCACGAAGGGAAGCACUUCAUGUGCAGCCACUCGGACGGCAGCCUGACCACCUGGAACAUGCGCAACACUGCCAGGCCCGUGCAGGUCACCUACCCCCACGGUAAGACUCAGAGGGACGGGAAGAAGCCGGAGUCUUGCAAGCCCAUCCUGAAGGUGGAGUACAAAACCAUGAGGAGCAGCAGUGAGCCCUUUGUCAUCUUCUCCGGCGGGCUGUCGUAUGACAAGGCGGCCAGGAGGCCCACCUUGACCAUCAUGCACGGCAAGGCCAUCACAGUGCUGGAGAUGGACCACCCCAUUGUGGACUUUAUGGUCCUCUGUGAGACGCCAUACCCCAACGAGGUCCAGGAGCCGUACGCCGUGGCGGUUCUGCUGGAGAAGGACCUCAUCGUGCUGGACCUGACCCAGAGCAGCUUCCCCAUCUUUGAGAACCCCUACCCCAUGGACAUCCACGAUUCGCCAGUCACCUGCACGGCCUACUUUGCAGACUGCCCACCCGACCUCAUACCUGUCCUCUACUCCAUGGGUGCCAAACACAAAAAGCAGGGCUACAGUCACAAGGAGUGGCCGGUGAGCGGGGGAACGUGGACGCUGGGGGCGCAGACCUACCCGGAGAUCAUCAUCACAGGGCACGCGGACGGGUCGAUUAAGUUUUGGGACGCUACCGCCAUUACCCUCCAGAUGCUGUACAAGCUGAAGACCUCCAAGGUGUUUGAGAAGCCGAAGGCGGGGGAGGGGCGGGGGGUGGAGCUGGUGGACGAGGACCCGUACGCGGUGCAGAUGAUCAGCUGGUGCCCGCAGAGCCGGCUCUUCUGCGUGGUGGGAAUCUCCGCCCACGUCAUCCUGUACCGCUUCAGCAGGCACGACGCCACCACGGAGAUCACAUCCCUGGAGGUCCGGCUGCAGUGUGAGGUAGAUGACAUCAUCACACCCUCAGAAGGUGACACCAACCCUGGAUUCUCAGACUCAAGCUCGCACUCGCCCCAGCCCCAGCACCCCCCCGGCAGCCCGGGUAGCGAGAGUGUGCGCGACAGCGUCCCUUGCCUCAGGGUGAAGAACAGGCCUGUGAGGAUGCCACCGGGCUACCAGGCUGAGCUGGUGGUGCAGCUGCAGUGGGUGGACGGGGAGCCUCCCCAGCAGAUCACCAGCCUGGACCUCAACUCUGCCUACGGACUGUUGGCUCUGGGGAACUGCAACGGGCUGGUGGUGGUAGAUUACCUGCAGAAAAGCAUCCUGCUGUGCAUGAGCACGCUGGAACUGUACGGCUCCAAUGACCCUUACCAGCGCCUCACACGCUCCCCCCGCAGGAGCAGACCGCUUACUGCAGACAACUUUUGCAUGCGAGGCCUGUCUAACUUUUAUUCAGAUUCAAAGAAAAGGAUCCGUACUUCUUACCAGAGCCUGACGGAACUCUCAGACAACCAGGUGUCCCUGGACCUGGAGCGGAGCAGGUCGCCCACCUCAGUUCUGCACCCUUCCUCCCUUCACAAUGACCCCCGGGGCAUGCACGAGCCUGCGGCCAAUGUGAAGGCCAGCCACUACAGCCCCGUCUUUCACUUGCUGGACAACGUUAGGGGACCAGGCAGAAAGCUAAGUCUGCCCACAGAUCUUAAGACUGAUCUUGAUCAUGUAAACGGACACUGCACUAGUCCCACCUCCCAGCCUUGUGCUGCUGGGAGACCACGCCCCCCAGGUCCCGAGGGGACCAGGUUGAGCCGACGGGGGCCUGGCCGACCGCCCUUCCGGAAGGCCCAAUCCGCUGCCUGCAUGGAGAUCUCCUUGCCCGUUUCCCACACAGAAGGGUUUGCUUCCAGACGGGCAAUGCUACAUCAGCUACAUGGAGUCAGUAUGUACUCUCACGAAGAGCACCACACCCCCACCACCGCCUACUCCUGGGGCGAGAAAGAGAGCCGCGAGAACUCCUUCAGCCACUCGCGCAGCUCCAGCGUCUCCAGCAUCGACCGCGAGACCAAGGAGGCCGUGACCACGCUGCACUUCAUGGAGUCCUUCGCCUGCAAGACGGACGCCGCGCCCACCCCCUGCCUGUGGGUGGGCACCAGCCUGGGCGUGGUCCUCAUCCUCGCCCUCUGCGUCCCCGCCGACGACGAGGACCGGCUGGACGAGCCGGUGACCGUGGCGCCGAGCGGUUCAGUGCUGAUGCUGAAGGGGUCGGUUUUGAGGUUCGGGUCGCUGGACUGCGGGGGCGCUCUGAUCCCGAGCCCCUACGAGGCGUGGCGGGACCCCCACGCUCACGAGGACCACGACAGGCCCCGGAAGCGCAAGCUGGUGAACUUCUCGCCCGGCUCGUCCCAGGACGUGGCCAGGGAGGGCCACCUGGCGGUGGUGUGCUCGGAGCGGCAGGCCAAGGUCUUCCUCAUGCCGGCGCAGACCUGCCUGUUCGCCCACAACAUCACCGAGUCGUCCUUCGUCCUGCGGGCCGACGUGGUGUCCGUCUGCGGCAGCGUCGGCCUGGCCUGCUUCUGCGCCAACGGGCACAUCAUGAUGCUCAGCCUGCCCAGCCUGCGCCCCCUGCUGGACGUCAACUACCUUCCGCUGACGGACAUGCGCAUCGCCCGGACCUUCUGCUUCACCGACGGGGGCCAGGCCCUCUACCUGAGCUCCCCCACUGAGAUCCAGCGCAUCACGUACAGCCAGGAGAUGUGUGACAGCCUGCAGGAUAUGCUGGGGGAGCUGUUCACUCCGGUGGAGACCCCCGAGGCCCAGAACAGAGGCUUCUUGAAGGGCUUCUUCGGGGGAAACACACAAACCUUCGACAGGGAGGAGCUGUUCGGAGAGGCCGCAGCAGGGAAGGGGUCGCGCAGCCUGGCCCAGCACAUCCCGGGUCAGGGCGGGGUGGAGGGAAUGAAGGCGGCGGCCGGGGGGGUGGUGAGCGACCUGGCCAGGGCCCGCGUCGCUCUGGACGAGCGAGGCCAGAGGCUGGGCGAGCUGGAGGAACGCACGGCGCUGAUGAUGUCCAGCGCGGACAUGUUCUCCAAACACGCCCAUGAGCUGAUGCUGAAAUGCAAGGAUAAGAAGUGGUAUCAGUUCUAAAAUCCUGGAGGAAGAAUAAUUUCUCUUCCCUGAGGGAAAUGGACGAAUGAAACGGGGAGAGACAUGGCACUAGCACUGGCUUUGUGUUUCUGUUCUUCCUGGCAACCGCUGGAGAGGACAAUUCCCAUUGGUUGUCGGAGCUGAACAGCAUGGUGGAUGGAUUCUGUAGACUAUGGAGGGACGGUACCUGACCAAAUGGGGGGUGGGGGUGGGGGGGUUUGUAAAGUGAGGUUCCUCGGUAUUACCCCCUCUCUCUAUUACCCCCUGGAUCGUGGUUCAUUUCCGUUUUAGGAUCCUCUCACCCGUCACGUCUCAGUGGCUACUGUAACAAAGGAUGAAAAUAAGCCAAAUUGCAUGAAACAAGAAAGGUGAAUAAUCAAACAAAAAAACUGCCAUACUAGAAGCAGCAUGUUACGACAUUUGAAAGAAAAAAAGUUUAUUUAUUAAUUUAAGUCAAUUUAGAAACUAACUUAAAAAAAAAAACUUUCUAUUUUUUGAGAUCGUUUAAAAAGUACAAAAAAAAAAAAAAAAGUAAAAAGAAACAAAAAAGAAAUAUACCCCAAAUUGCUACAAGGCCAAAAUAUUCUGGGCUUUUAUGAUUUUUUUUUUCUCUUCCUUUUACAGACAAGUGAUAUUUUAGAAUAAAGCUAUUUGCUUUUUAAACAAUGCUACUCUAAACACUAAAUCUUCUUUGCAAGAAAAAAACAAGAUCCGUCAUGUGCCAGCCUAACUCUGAUACACGUUCACUCAAGCAAAUCUAUUUUUCAGGUGCGGUCACUGGUUAUUCAUUGGUGCGCAGUCUAGUUUGCAGUUCAGUUUAACCAGAUAUUUAGCUUUUUAUUGGCUGCGACUACUUUUGGAUUCAGUAUUACUCCUUAGACAUCCCAAAUUAUACGUAUAUACUGUACAUGGAAUGAAAGCUGUUUCGAGUGUAUGUGUCUGGUUAUGGAACCGAGGUUGGAAGACAUGAAUAAAUUCCUGUUUUGUUUGUUUAGGUCCAUAUGCAUAUCCGUAUUUCAUGUGCCAUAACCUGGAUGGGUGAACUCUGAUUGUAAAGUAGUAAAGCUCAUGUGCUUGACCUAAUACAUUUUCUAUGGAAUAGAUAGGUGGCCUUUAAUGGAUGUUUGUCACAGUUCUGUUUAGCUUGUUUUGGUUUUGCUUAUACAUACAUACACGCGCACACACAUACACGCACAUCUAUAUUUGCACAUUUUGUCAUUGCUACAGUAUUUUGAUUCCCCGGACGCAAUUCAAAUAUGAGCUAUAGGCUCUGCCAAAGCAAUCAAAGCAAUCAAACGUAAAUGACAGAUCUAUACGUCUAUAUUGCUAUACGUCAGACUGUCACUGUGAGAGAGCCAUGCAUUUCCAUUUCAUAAAGACGUCCUCGUUAGACUCUUUUAUAGUUUAUGGUGUUAUCAACAUUUAUUUCUAUAUAAAGUAUAUUUAAUUAAAAACUAAAAAAACCUUGGUCAGUUGCUGGUCACCUUAGGGAAGAGAUGACAGAGACUGAACUGAUCCACUAUCAAGGUAUAGUCAUGAAACAUCUUGUGGUUUUUGGAUAUUUUUAACAUACAUGUAAAUAGAAAUCCUGUAGUAAACUGACUGGUCUUACAGAGUGCAAUGGCAAUCAUGUGUGUCUCUCUUUCAUACUGAUGCAUCUUCAAUCAACAUUUUCUGCACCUUACUCCAAAUGCAUUUUAUCCUUCAGGUUAUAUUUGUUUUACAUGCUUUUGCCUUAGAUACUUUAGUAGUAGUCUGCAAUAACAAUCCCUGCCCCAUAGUUCUUGGUGACAACCUUUCUGUGAGUAUUUGUCCUAAAAAUGUGCUAUGUUGUUAUGUAAUGUAUAUGUUGAGUAUCUCAGUGGUAGUGCAUAACAACAACAUGUUGAAGCGCUGAUCAGAGGCAUUUUGGAUUAAAUAAUACAGCGGAUCACUGUGUACGAAUGGUGUAAGCACAGAUAUUAAACUGAGUGAAAUUGGUUUUAAAAACUACUCAGAUUCCAGCAAUGAAUCCAUCUUCCUCUGGUUUUCAUGCUGAAAAGACAUCCAUGGCUUUUACAUAUACCUGUCUGAAUUCCUUCAUUAGCACCAGCACAAGGUCUUCAAAAAUGCCAAUAAUGCCAUUCACUAAAUGAUGCCAAGUUGAAACUGAUCCAUUUCCUACCUAGAGCCCAGUGUGUGCUCUCCACAGUGUCCAGGUCUGGUCAUGGAUAGUUGGUAACUGUGUGGACAUUGUGUGUACAACAAAAUGGGGUUGCAGGGAAUUCUUGUUGUGUGCCCAAUUCAAAGAGAUUUGUGUUCAGCCCGUCAGUGUGACUGUCCUUAAUGGCUAUAAAUUACAAUAAUAUUGACUGGGUGUUUUGUUUGUACACUUUCAAUUUUCAUAUUAAUAUGUACAUCCCGGGGAACAAAUACAGUUCUGAGAAUUGUCUGUGGCUAUUGUACCUGUUUAUGGGUGGUACUGUAACUGAUGUUUCAGUUCUGUGGGAGUCCCUGAAAUACUGUAUUUCACUCUGUAGUUUUGUUAUUGAAUCAUUGUCUCGUUUUUCUUUUUUUCUUUAUUAUUUUUUAAUCAAAAGUGGCCGCAAAGUUUGUCUCCUUUAACUGAAUCCUGCCACUUUGUUUUCUUCUUAAUAUCCUAGUAGUGUAGUAGAAGUUACAGAAAAAAACAGAAUAUGUUGAUGCAAAAUAAACAUUGAUUGAUGUUCACACUA